UUUUAGUAACGUUAGUCACACCGCAGAGGUUAAAGGUAUGAAGUGUUAGGUAGAUAGUUGGAAAAAGUGUUCUGGUAUAUUGUGUUUCUAUAGUAUUAUUUAGACAAGAAGGAAAUAGACGACAUGAAGAUAACCUUAGUGAUAACCUUGCUCGUUGCGGCAUUAUUCAAGGAAUCCGUACAACAAUGCUUCCCUCCGUUUGCUGGUAAUCAACCAAGUCAAAAAUCCGGCCCAUACCUUUAUUCUGGACAACAGGAAUUUUCUUUGGCUCUACUGAACGCCGUUAACAGAGUAAUUCCCAAUGAAAAUCUUUUCUUCUCGCCAUAUUCUACGUACCAUGCUUUACUUAUGGCGUAUUUCUUAUCAGGUCGACAAACGGAAAAUUAUUUAAAGAAAGUUCUACGACUAAAUCCAGCUCAGGAAAAAUCAGAUAUUUACGCUGCUUAUAACGUAGAUAGAUUCGUGACUAAAUUUAUAGCCCAAACUGCCCCUUAUGAAUUCACCAGCGCUAACAAGAUAUAUGUAGAAAAUGAUGUACCAGUACGCGAAUGCGUACUAAAUGAUUUUCCAAAUGAAUUGGAAAUGAAAGACUUUAAAACUAGUCCCGAAGCUGCUAGACAACAAAUAAAUAACUGGGUAGAAAAUGUUACACACAACAUGAUUAAAGAUCUCAUUCCUCCUGGCACAAUUGACUCAUCUACAAAUUUGGUUUUGGUAAAUGCUGCAUAUUUCAAAGGGUUGUGGGAAAAUAAAUUUCCACCAGAAUAUACCAAACAAGAGGUGUUUUAUGUAAGUCCCUCAAAGCAGAUUAUGGUUGAUAUGAUGCAUGUCGAAGGAACAUUUAAACAUGACGUGUCUGAAACUUUGGGAGCACACAUUUUGGAAAUGCCUUAUAAGGGAGAUAAUAUAAGUAUGUACAUUCUUCUCCCACCAUUCUCAAGUACUGAAAACUCAAUAGAAGCUACAUUAAAAAAAUUAACUUUGGCAAACUUUAAGAAUAUUGUUGAAAAUGACAGUUUAGUUUCCAAAACUGUUCAAGUCGCUUUUCCUAAAUUCAGUUUGGAAACCACUUUGGAAAUGACUCCGAUUCUUCAGUAUAUGGGAGUAGGAGAUCUCUUUGAACCCACCUCAGACCUAUCAGUUCUAUCUGACAAGAAAGUGACUCUCGGAGGAUCGUUGCACAAAGCCAAAAUUGAAGUUAAUGAAGACGGAACUAAAGUAGCAGCUGCAACUACAUUCUUCAGUUUUAGAUCGAGCAGACCAGCGGAACCGGCACAAUUUAUUUGCAACCAUCCAUUUAUUUAUGUUAUUUAUGAAAAGAUGGAAAGAGCUGUUCUUUUUAGUGGAGUUUUUAGAAGGCCUUAUUAGAAAUAAUGUAGUCUAAUGCAAUGGAAUGUUAGCAACCUUUUUACAACUACACAAUGAAUUCAAUGUCAUAACAAUUUGUAUAAAUUUGACAGAUAGGGGAAAUGUUAAAACUACUACCGACUGAGUAUUUUCUUACAUAUCUUUUGGUGCAUAUCAGAUUUGUUUUAUUUUCUAAAUCUAAUUAUUUAGUAUCUAAUUAUGGCGUGAUAUAAACCUAUUUUUAGCUUUAAAAUAAGCAAAUGUUACUUUUACCAUGUCACAUAGGUAUUUAAAAUACAUACAUAGUUUUUACUAAUUUUAAGCAAUAAUAAUCAUAAAUGGUUCUAAUAAUGCUAGUCUAGAGAACAGGAACUAGAUAAAUAAUAAAUUACACAUCUGAGAAGUCCGUUUUAUUAACCGCUGUAUAUUUUAAACCAACUAUAUAAAAAUAUUGUUUUUUGUGCACUUGCAUGAACAAUAUUCUUUAUCAAAUUAGCUCAGACUACAGUGACUGUUUUAUUGUAUGUAUUAAAAGUGUAAAGUGAUAGAUUAAAUAUUUACUAAGA
Messenger RNA from Diabrotica balteata, 1913 nucleotides. The record is from the annotation of a GenBank genome assembly. NCBI's taxonomy places the organism in Eukaryota, Metazoa, Arthropoda, Insecta, Coleoptera, Chrysomelidae.